AUGAUGAUUGGGGGACGACCCAAUGUUAGUUUGGUGAUAUGCGCGGUGGUGUUCGGCUGCAUUUUCCUCACAUAUUUGGGCUCCGGAUCUGUUCGCAACCAAUUAAACUCAACUUCGAGUCCGACAAGAUGGGUUUCGUCAAAAGGAAAGCAUGAGAAAUCAGACGUGUUCAACAAGACACUUGGUUUUGAGAAGGUCUUCGUUAUAGGGCUACCGGAGCGUUCCGAUAAACGCGAUGCAUUAACUCUAAUGUCGUCGCUGACGGGGUUUCAGCUAAGCUGGAUAGAUGGUGUACUUGGGAAAGCGAUCCCCGACAAGGCUCUGCCAUUCGGAUGGAACCGCGAGACUAUGUCAGAUAGCAACCUAGGAUCUUGGCGCGGACACAUCAACGCGAUGCGCCGCAUCGUCGAGGACGGAAUAUCGUCAGCUCUGAUCAUGGAAGACGAUAUGGACUGGGACGUCCACGUCAAAGGCCUAUUGGCGCAAUUUGCCGAAGCCGCACGCGCUCUGCAGAAAGGUUUCCACCAGGAUCAGAGGCUGAAAUCGCCCAGUCCGUACGGUCUAGACUGGGAUAUGCUGUGGCUUGGCUCCUGUAUAACGACGUUUGACGAAGACCUGCCUGAGCAUCUUCAGAUCCCGUACGAGCAGCGCGAUGCUCGUAAGAUUCUUAUCCGCAACGACCCAACGGUACCACCAACGGGCCACUUACUAGCCAACGGGUCGUUUAGCUGGGACGACUAUCCGCCGCAGACCCGCAUCGUGUACGUUCCUGGUGAUAAUGUAUGCAGUUUCGCAUACGCGCUCAGCGCAGCAGGAGCCCAGAAGGCGCUACAGUACAUGGGCCUUGAGGGUCAACAAAAGCCCUUCGACAACCAUCUAAGCGACCUUUGCCGGUUGCGCGUCAACGGCAUGCGCUGCGUGAGUAUCGUACCUAGUCUAUUCGUUCACCACCGACCCAGGGGGAAGAUUAGUGGAGACUCGGAUAUCAAUAACGCGGGAGAGGCGGUGCGUGAAGUCGGGUUUACGGAGAAUGUUCUAUAUAGUACGCGCUUGAAUCUGAGGAAUCUAGUCACGGGGUUGGAACCAGAAAAGCAGUGGACGGAUUAG
Molecule: messenger RNA, 1107 nt
Organism: Annulohypoxylon truncatum
Lineage: Eukaryota; Fungi; Ascomycota; Sordariomycetes; Xylariales; Hypoxylaceae
Product: glycosyltransferase family 25 protein
Exons: 3
Coding region: 1-1107 (368 amino acids)
Source: RefSeq, a predicted model, not a curated record